CUGCCUGCUUGUUCUCAACCAGCCAGCAGAAGCAGUGGUCGGGACCGGAGUAUGAUCGCUGUCCGGAGAGCAUAGAUGUGCAAAACCCCUGGAUUAUCCGUGCGCUGGAGAGACCAGAACAGACCACCGUGGAGGACUGCCUUUAUCUAGUCGUCAAAAGGGAAAGAGGGGAAGCAUGGCGGUAGAAGAGGAAGGUCUCCGGGUUUUCCAGAGCGUUAAAAUAAAAAUAGGAGAAGCAAAAAACAUCCCUCCUUACCCGGGGCCAAACAGAAUGAGGGACUGCUACUGCACCGUCAACCUGGACCAAGAAGAGGUCUUCAGGACCAAGAUCAUUGAGAAGUCGCUUUGUCCGUUCUACGGGGAGGAUUUUUACUGCGAGAUCCCACGUAGCUUCAGACAUCUCUCCUUCUACAUCUUCGACAGGGACGUCUUCAGGAGGGACUCCAGUAUCGGCAAGGUUGCAGUGAAGAAAGAGGACCUGCAGAAAUAUCACGGCAAAGACACCUGGUUCCAGCUGCAACCUGUCAGUGCUGACUCAGAAGUGCAGGGAAAAGUGCACCUAGAGUUGCGUCUGAGUGAAGUCAUCACAGACAGUGGAGUCAUCAACCAUAAACUAGCCACACGAGUGUUGGAGUGCCAAGGUCUUCCAAUCGUUAACGGCCAGUGUGAUCCCUACGCUGCUGUCUCCUUACUAGGACCUUCAAGGUCGGAAGCCAAGAAAACCAAAGUGAAGAGGAAAACCAACAAUCCACAGUUUGAGGAGGUUUUCUAUUUUGAGGUGACGCGGCCAUUAAGCUACACAAAGCGGCAGUUUGAUGUAGAAGAAGAGGAUGUUGACAAGCUGGCACUGAGGGUGGAUCUGUGGAACGCCAGCAACCUAAAAUUCGGGGAUGAGUUCCUGGGAGGUGUGCGAGUUCCUCUGCGGGUGUUGGGUCAGGCUGGAGUCCACGACGCAUGGUACUUUCUCCAGCCGAGAGAGAACGGAGGGAAGUCAGUGAAAGUAGAAGAGCUCGGCUCUCUGCGUCUGAACAUCGUUUACACUGAAGACCACGUCUUCCCCUCCGAACACUACACUCCCCUCAGAGAUCUGCUGCUGCACUCUGCUAAUGUAGAGCCCGUGUCGGCAUCCACGGCGUACACUCUCGGGGAGGUGUGUCGAGAAAAACAAGAAGCUGCCAUUCCCCUUGUGCGACUGUUUCUCCACUAUGGCAAGAUUGUGCCUUUUAUCAGCGCCAUUGCUCACGCUGAAGUUAACCGCACACAGGAUCCUAACACCAUUUUCCGGGGAAACUCGCUGACUUCCAAGUGCAUUGACGAGACCAUGAAGCUGGCAGGAAUGCACUAUCUGCAGGUCACACUCAAACCCAUCAUAGAUGAGAUCUGCACAGAACACAAACCCUGUGAAAUCGACCCAGUGAAGCUGAAAGAGUCUGAGAACCUGGACACCAACAGGGAAAACCUCCGUCAGUACGUGGAUCGUAUCUUCAAUGUUAUCACCACCUCUGGUGUCCGCUGCCCCACUGUCAUGUGUGAUAUCUUCUUCUCUUUGAGAGAGUCCGCUGCCACUCGUUUCCAAGUUGACCAAGAUGUACGAUACACAGCGGUGAGCAGCUUCAUCUUUCUGCGUUUUUUCGCUCCAGCCAUCCUCUCCCCCAACUUGUUCCACCUACGGCCGCACCAUCCAGAUCCCGCCACCUCUCGAACUCUCACCCUCAUCUCCAAGACGAUCCAGACCCUGGGAAGUCUCGCCAAGUCUAAAUCUGCCAAUUUCAAAGAGUCUUACAUGGCUGCAUUUUACGACUACUUCAAUGAGCAGAAAUAUGCAGACGCUGUGAAGAAUUUCCUGGACCUGAUCUCCACCUCGGGCAAAUGGGAUCAGAAGAGUAUUGAAACACCGAUCAUGCUCAAAGAAGGAUUUAUGAUAAAGAGGGCACAGGGGAGAAACCGGUUUGGAAUGAAGAACUUCAAGAAGCGAUGGUUUCGUCUCACUAACCACGAGUUUACAUACCACAAGACGAAAGGAGAGAGCGCUCUGUGCAGCAUCCCCAUAGAGAACAUCCUGGCUGUGGAGAGGCUCGAAGAGGAGUCCUUCAAGAUGAAGAACAUGUUCCAGGUCAUUCAGCCGGAGCGGGCGCUGUACAUCCAGGCCAACAACUGUGUGGAGGCGCGGGACUGGAUCGACAUCCUGACCAAAGUCAGCCAGUGCAACCGUAAACGCCUCAGCACCUACCAUCCUUCAGCCUACCUCAACGGCCACUGGCUCUGCUGCAAGCAUUCAGCGGACGCAGCCCCCGGGUGUACGCCCUGCACUGGUGGUCUCCCAGCAAACAUCCAGCUGGACGUAGAUGGAGACCGAGAGACCGAGAGGAUUUAUUCCCUGUUCAGCACAUACAUGACCAAACUGAUCAAGAUGCAAGAGGCUUGCGGCAGUAAGUCUGUGUACGACGGGCCCGAACAGGAGGAGUACUCCAGCUUCGUCAUCGAUGACCCCCAGGAGACCUACAAAACACUGAAACUCAUUGUUUCAGCCGUGCAGACCUUGGAGCAGCAGCAUACCAAGUACAAACGGGACAAGUUCAAGAAGACAAAGAUCGGCAGCCAGGAGCAUCCGAUCGGAGACAAGAGUUUUCAGUGCUACAUCCGCCAGCAGUCUGAGAGCUCCACCUACUCCAUCUAGCCCUGAGUACUGUUUUUAUGAUGCCCAGAACCAGCAUAUUUUUCUUUACUGCAAAAACAUCCAUCUUAACAAUGCCCUGUGUCUAGUAUUCAGUUUGAAACCUUUAUUUUUCCUUAAAACAAGAUUUAAAAAGCCAUUUUUACUUAUGUCCAAAGCAAUGUAUUCAUACUUCAAAAGGAAUAUUUCACUUUUUCUAUACUUUUUUGGAUGCUGUUUUGGAAACAAGUGUCAUCUGAUUGGCUUAUUUAAGGAAAAUAAUAGUUUUAAUAGUCAAUACUAGACUGAGUGAAUUGUCUAGAUGGACAUUUCUUUGCAGUGUCUCAAGAUGCAUCGCUCCAAAUUUGGAGGACAGACCUCAGAUCAGCAUGAAAAAACAAAAAACGGAGGAACAAUUGUGGAGGAAAGGAGGGAUACGAAUGAAGAGAUAAUCACAGCAUACAUCUAUUUGGGUCUUCUUUCUGUGAUGUGACAAGAGAACAAACGUUUUCACUGGACAGUUUUGACAGUGAAUGACACGCACUUUAAUUGCCUCCAAAUCUAUGGAUGAACAAGCCUCGCAGCACACUUUUAAAAAAGCUUAUUUUAUCUGUUUGAUUUGUAUUUUAUUGGUUCAAAUGUUCAUUGUAUUUCACUCCAGAAGGAAGGAAGGACAGACUGUAAUUUUCCCCUCUUUAAGCGCCGGUGUUGCCCCCAUUUUUAUUUUUUAUUUUUUUUGUCCCCAACUCCCUCAGGAAGGCUGUGAAGGUCGAGGGCACACAAGAAGGGAUUGUCGGGACCAAGCACAGCCAAGAGCAGCUUGAUGUUAGCUAUGACUUUCAUCCCUCAUUUGUAAUCCUCAUCAUUAGCAUGCUAACAGAUGCAGAUGAAGUUUUCACAUUUUAUUUGAAGCCUUGUUCUGUUGCGGUUAGAGAUCACUUUCCUGUGUAAUCUGGGUUAAAGGAAUAGUUUAGUUUUAGAGAGUUUUGACAAUGAGUCAGAAAAACACAUGGAUGCCUUUUUUAAAAAACCAUCUUUAUGGAUGUCAAGUUGGAGUUUCUCUUAAAGUGAUGUCUCACUCCCAAAAUCAAAAAUACACAUUUUUCCUCUUACCUUCAGUGCUCUUUAUUAAUUUAGACUGUUUUAGUGUGAAUUGAAGAGUGUUGGCGAUAUGGGCUGUAAUGGAACUAGAUGGCACUUGGCUUGUGGUGCUCAAAACGCCAAAAAAAAAAAUACAUUUGAAAAACUCAACAGCAAUGCGUCUACAGAAAUCAUGACCUGGUUACUCAAGAUAAUCCACAGACCUUGUUGUAAGCAAUUUUAUGGAGGAACUGUUUAAUUGCUACAGAACUACAGCCACCAGUUUUAUCACUGCGCAGAAGAAAGAGUGCAACUACUGCCAGCUCGCCUCGCAUCCCUGAGAGAGCAAACUUUACAGCUCAGCUGAGGAGGACGCUGUUAAUGUUCACAUCUUGAGCUGUCACAAACCGAAGCCACUUGUCCAUGAGUAGAUGCACACUUCCUUCUGCACAGUGAUAUGGUUGAAAGAAAGUAGUUCCUACAUAAAACUGCUCACAACAUGGUCUGGGAAUUAUGUAGAGAAUCAGGGUCAUGAUUUCUGGAAAAAGACACUGCUGUUUUUCAAUUAUAUGAUUAGGCGCUUUGAGCACCACAAGCAGAGUGCCAUCCAAUGUCAUUGUUUUGGAGAGAAGACAAACAUCUCUACAGCUAAUAUCUCCAACACGCUGCAGCUCACAACAAAACAAUCUAGACUGAUACAUAGAACAAGUUAGAGGAAAAAUGUGUAUUUUUGACAUCAUAAAGACAUCAUAAAGUCCAUGUUUGUUUGACGGUGCUGACAUGUGUCCACAGGAUCUGCCAUUUUCAUCUUUCCCAUUCACUGUCUAUGUAAGCAGCAGUGCAAUGCAGUCUGGUAAUGCUGUCUUGAAUUUGGAGAGACAGGGUGUCUGCACCUCUUUUGCAUAAAGUUGAAUGUAGGUUACUUUAUGUAAAUCAGCAGCAUCCACCGAGACUCACUGCCUCUGGAAACCCCCGAAAAACAUUUCAACUGCUGUCAAUCUUAAAAGAAGACCGAUUCAGCAACUGCAUGACUAAUGAUUCACCUCAGAUGUUUUCAGAAACACAUUUUAAUGAAAGUCUUUCUUAGUUUAAAAGAAAGUUUGGGAAACAGCCACCAUGUUGGUCUGAUUUGAAAUCCAGGGGAAGACAGAACAUAUACCUAGUGGCGCGCCCAUUAAGCAUCUAAAGCCGGGUAGCGGCGUGACCUCUCACAUCCAAAAACGCCCCUGUGGAUACGUAUCAUGAGUACAUGGAAAAAGUCACUAACACCAAACUAUUCCUUCAACUAUCACAAAGCAGAAAUUACAUGUUAGCACAGCUCAUUAACAAGGACAGUUUUUAACUACUAAUUAACUGAUAUACAAACAUUUUAACCAAUCUUGUCUCCAGUUAUGAUUGUGAAAUGGAUAGUGUGUUACUGGUUGUGUUGCCCUGUUGGCUGCCUAAUAAUGUUUCUGUUUCUGUGAGUUAGCUUUGUCUUACUUUGGAGAAGCUGCGCCCUGUAGUUUUAAACCUAUUUAUAUGCAUUCCUCUGAGAAUACUGCCUGCUGUGAAUCUUACCAGUCAGCAACCCCAGAAUCUGUUGAAGGUACCGGAUUUAUCGUUGUUUUUGUGUUGUUCUACACUCCCCAAAGGCAACCACUCUUGUUGGCGUUCAUAUUCAUCAGCACUCACUCUCGCCAAAACCUGUGCAUGUGAAGUAUACCUGUAGUCACAGCGACGGUAGCCUCCUGUGCAACCAGGUGAUUACAAACCACCACAAUUUUUUUGUAUUUUCCAAAACUAAGUACCUGGUUAUGUAGCCUCACGGGUGUUUCCCGUGAUCACAGGAUCCCAAACAGUGCCAGUCAUCACUUUUAUAAAAUUUUUGAAAAACAAACAAAAAAAAUCAUUGUUGAGAGAUGUUUUUUUAUAAAUCUCAAAACUGUUUUCAGAACAGCCGAGCGAUUAUUCCGAUGACAUCUUUUUCUUUAUCGAGCGUGUUGAUCUAUACGGAACAACAGUUCGACUCUGUUUUCUAUCUUUGUCUUGUCAUACAGAGAUCUCGCUGUAUAUCUGAAUCGAAUGACUGUGGUGUGUGUGUGUGCGUGUUUUGUGCAAAUGUGUGUGUGUCAGUCUGUGCAUGAGCGACUGACGUGACGGGUUGUAUUGCCAAUUGAAUUAUCCCAGUGUUACAGGUCAGGAAAGGCAGAGUCCCACUUGUUAAAAAAGAGAAAUCACUGCCUGUAAUUAAACUAAAGACUGUCGUCAGAGUGUGGAAACACUCUACUCUGGCCUGAUAUGGUGCAUCUUUUCUUUUCUCUUGUAUAGAACCACUGUUCCAUUUAAAGGAACCUUUUGCCAAUAUAUUCUCCCCACUCAUUUUAUCUAUGUAACACAGUAUCAUUGAGACAUUGCUGUAGCCUCUGAACUUUGAGUGUUUGUUUCCACCAGAUACUAACUCUUCUCAGGUUUAUGAAACUCAGCGCUGCGUUCUUUUCUUGCCAAAACCGAGGAGACUCAGACUGAAGCAUAAACCACCAAACAGCUCUCAUCCCUAAGUUGGUAAUCAUAUUUAUUAUCAUUUUCUGCGAAACCUUCCCAGAAACAUCGGCUCACUCGGUGUGGUAAUGCCACUUACAGUAACGGCAACUCCUCCGCCCCAAAGCCCCACAAAGGAAUGACUUAUGCAAUAAUGGUGUUUCAGCAUGCAAUAAUAAUGAUAACAACCCCUCAGUAAGCCCAUCGAAUUAUCACAAAUGAUUAACGCACAUCUGCUGACCUUUUGCAGUGAAACUGCAGUAAAAUAAACACAUAUUACAAAGGGAGAACAGUGUAUUUUGUACAAAUAUUUUAAAAGUAUUAAAUAAGCCUGUUAUAUGUGUACAUAAAACAGUUGAAUGAAUGGUGAAAAUGUGAUGUGUUUUUUUCCCCUGGAUAACUAAAUGAAACCAAUAUUAAUGCAAA
This is a messenger RNA of Plectropomus leopardus (leopard coralgrouper), 6679 nucleotides long. RefSeq names its product RAS p21 protein activator 3 (gene rasa3). Gene Ontology annotation, molecular function: GTPase activator activity. Gene Ontology annotation, biological process: negative regulation of Ras protein signal transduction; intracellular signal transduction; regulation of GTPase activity. The record is from RefSeq and is a predicted model, not a curated record. NCBI's taxonomy places the organism in Eukaryota, Metazoa, Chordata, Actinopteri, Perciformes, Serranidae.